AUGGGUUUUGCAAUGCAAUGCUCAAGCUAUGUCUAUUCUUGUUGUGUCCCUCAUCAAUUCUCCCCAACCGCCCCAUCUUUUCAAACUUGCAAGUGGAACAGAUUCAAGACCCAACCAAAGAAUCAGAUUGCUGUAUUCUGUGGGGCCGAGGACCGAAAUUCUAACUUUGAUUCUCACAGGAAAAGAAGAAAAGUUGUGGAGCACAUUUGUCUGCUCAAAGCAAAAGAGGCUCUGUCUGAAGAGGAAGAGAAUGACAUGCUUGAUUAUUUGUAUACAACCCAGUAUCAAAUGGGUGGUAUUAUUGCAAUUUCAUUAGGGCGCGUUUCAGCUCAGAAUCCAGACCACUAUACUCAUGCUUUGUACAUGCGGUUUCAGAAGAAGGAAAACCUUGAAAAGUUCUAUGAGAAUUCCUUUUACUCGAAGGUUCUCAAGGACCACGUAAUGACUUACUGCCAUGGAUUAAUUAAUGUGGAUUAUGAAUCUGAAGUCGAUGAUGACAUGCUUUCUAUUUUUCGCAAGGGAGAGGAGUUUAGCCAUGGAGUGGAGUUCGUUCUUUUGUUAUCAUUUAAUGAGGAUGCCUUAGAUAACAAGGUCGAACAUGCAUUGGCGUCUCUGGCAACAGUGAUGUUAGAAUCUCCUUCCUUGAUAGUACAAUUUACGCAAGGUUUGAAUUUCAAUGAAAGCUCUAAGGAGUAUACUCAUGGAGUAGUGAUCCGAUUUCGAUCAGUUGAGGCAUUCAAGAUAUUUUUACGCAGUCAAGAAUACAAAAAUGUAUGGAUAUUGAAGCUCCAGCCUAUUGUUCUGAAAUCACUGUCUCUUCAUUUCUCGGUUGAUCCAGUGGGAACCGAGCUUAUGUAG
This is a messenger RNA of Vicia faba (fava bean), 858 nucleotides long. Lineage: Eukaryota; Viridiplantae; Streptophyta; Magnoliopsida; Fabales; Fabaceae. The record is from the annotation of a GenBank genome assembly.